UGGACGUACGGCAGCCUGAACGAAAUGCUGAAAGAUCCUCCGUUCGAGCCCAGCAUGCCAGAGGAAGUGACAGCGCCGUCUCCAGCGUCUGACCCUGACACCGUCGUGAGCCACGACCUGGGCUGCAGCUGUGACGAUGAGAAUAAAGUGGAGGAGACGAUUGAAGCCUUCAGUCCUGCACCUGAUGGGAUGUACAGUUACAGAGGACAUGACUCCCAUCCCGGAGGUCUCCGCCGGGGCUCAGUGUAUCCGAGUGGACCCCAGAGUGUCAGCUGAUCACAGUCAGAGCUGCACCGCCUACAGCCAGAACAACCAGCUCACUUACGGACCCCUCUUCCCUCCAGAGCUGGCAUCUUCUCCAGAGUCAAGAUAUGACGCUUCGCUCAUCACCAACAUGGUCCCCAUGUACCCUGCAUUCAAGAGGAUGUGGAGUUACCUGCAGGGGACGCUGCUGAGGCGUUACGCAGAGGAAAACAACGGCAUCAACGUUCAAGCUGGACCCAUAUUUGACAACGACUACGACGGCCUGCGAGACACCACAGAGAAGAUAAAAGAGUUCUCGGGCGAAGCCCCGUCCGUCCCCACCCACUUCUACACGGUGGUGACCAGCUGCCAGGAGCUGAACCAGACUGUGGAGGAGUGUGAUGGGGAUCUGAGGGUCUUCUCCUUCCAGCUGCCCCACCGACAGGACAACACCGAGGCGUGCAAUUGACUCAUAUCUGAUUGU
This is a messenger RNA of Eleginops maclovinus (Patagonian blennie), 727 nucleotides long. RefSeq names its product ectonucleotide pyrophosphatase/phosphodiesterase family member 2-like. Lineage: Eukaryota; Metazoa; Chordata; Actinopteri; Perciformes; Eleginopidae. The coding region runs from base 137 to 712 and encodes 191 amino acids. Gene Ontology annotation, molecular function: hydrolase activity; nucleic acid binding; metal ion binding. The transcript is spliced from 7 exons. The record is from RefSeq and is a predicted model, not a curated record.